AUGUCAGUUUUAGAUUCAGUGACUGUAUUAGAAAAAUCAAUAACUAUUAAAUUUGAAAAUGGCACAUCGGUCACUUAUGAGGAUAUUUGGUUACGUGACCAUUGCAGGUGUUCAUCUUGCUACCACGCCGAUACAUUUCAAAGAGCUCAUCAUUUGUUAGACAUACCAGAAGUCAGCAUCAGUAGCGUGUUGUAUGAUAAAAAAACUCUUCAAAUUAUAUGGAGUGACAAUCACGAAUCAAACUACACGGCUGAAUUUUUAGAAGAAGUUUAUUUUGGAAAGUGGAAUGAUAGCCAAAGACUGAAACCAAUAAUGUGGCGUGGAGAAGAAGUAGCGUACAGAGUUGCAAAAAUACACGUUGAUAAAUUUCUAAACACAGUUGAAGGAUCUAAAUCAGUAUUUAAGUCUCUAUUGGAAUACGGUGUCGCUCUUAUUGAAAACGUAGACGCAUCAGUUGAAGCAACAGAACAGGUGUGUAAAGCGUUAGGAGGUAUCCAAAGCACAUUGUUCGGUGGAAUGUGGGAGUUCACUACAGUUCAAGACCACGCUGACACUGCUUAUACGAACCUACCACUGGCAGUGCAUAAUGAUAAUACGUACUUUACUGAAGCUGCAGGAUUACAAAUUCUGCACUGUCUCGAACAUUCCAACGGCUCUGGCGGAGAAACUUUACUUGUUGAUGGUUUUUAUGGAGCGACAGUAUUGAGAGAGCAAUAUCCUGAUGACUAUGAAUUCUUAACAAACUUUGACAUAGAAGCUGAGUAUUUAGAUGGUAGCAACCACUAUAAAUUUUCAGCUCCAGUAAUUCGGCUGGAUAAGAAAAAUAACAUCCAUCAAAUUAGAUUUAACGUGUACGACCGUUCGGCGAUGGCAUUCUCAAGCAGAGAGGAAUGUAAGGCAUACUAUCGUUCGCUGCGGAAUUUAUCAAGAUACUAUGAAAAUCCGGAAUUUCAGUGGAAAUUCAAACUUAAACCAGGGCUCGUAAUGGUGAUGGAUAAUUUCAGAGUCUUACACGGAAGAAAAGGCUUCAACGGUAAAAGAGUUCUUUGUGGGAGCUACGUGUCGCGUUCUGAUUGGCUAAACAAAGCUAGAGUGCUUCGUCUUAUAAAAUAACCAUUUUAUAUAUUUAUACAUAAAUAAAACUAUAUACAUACUUGCAUUUUAAAGUACUUUACUAUUAUAUACGAUAUUUAUAAUAAAUCGUUGACAGCA
Molecule: messenger RNA, 1212 nt
Organism: Melitaea cinxia (Glanville fritillary)
Lineage: Eukaryota; Metazoa; Arthropoda; Insecta; Lepidoptera; Nymphalidae
Gene: Tmlh
Product: trimethyllysine dioxygenase, mitochondrial
Exons: 8
Coding region: 1-1113 (370 amino acids)
Biological process (GO): carnitine biosynthetic process
Cellular component (GO): mitochondrion
Molecular function (GO): trimethyllysine dioxygenase activity; iron ion binding
Source: RefSeq, a predicted model, not a curated record